This is a messenger RNA of Mycotypha africana, 3591 nucleotides long. RefSeq lists its product as uncharacterized. Gene Ontology annotation, biological process: chromosome organization. Gene Ontology annotation, molecular function: ATP binding; ATP hydrolysis activity; protein binding. The transcript has 11 exons. The record is from RefSeq and is a predicted model, not a curated record. Gene Ontology annotation, cellular component: chromosome. Lineage: Eukaryota; Fungi; Mucoromycota; Mucoromycetes; Mucorales; Mycotyphaceae. Bases 1 to 3591 code for a protein of 1196 amino acids.
AUGUACCUUGAGGAAUUAUUAAUCGAAGGCUUUAAAUCAUACGUUUCAAGAACACAAAUCACAGGUUGGGACCCUGAGUUUAAUGCCAUCACAGGUCUUAAUGGUUCUGGUAAAUCGAACAUUCUGGACGCUAUUUGUUUCGUGCUUGGUAUUACCAACUUAUCGCAGGUUCGAGCGAGUAACUUGCAAGACUUGAUCUAUAAACGCGGACAAGCAGGUGUAACAAAAGCAUCAGUUACCAUUGUAUUCAACAAUGAGGAUCGUGAUCGCAGCCCUGUUGGUUUCGAAGCAUAUAAACAGAUCACAGUGACUCGACAAGUUUUAAUGGGAGGAAGAACAAAAUAUAUUGUCAACGGUCAUAAUGCUCAGCAACAAACAGUUCAAAAUCUUUUUCAGUCAGUUCAACUGAAUAUCAAUAACCCACACUUUUUGAUUAUGCAAGGUCGAAUCACGAAAGUAUUGAAUAUGAAACCAACAGAGAUUUUAAGUAUGGUUGAAGAAGCGGCCGGUACGAAAAUGUUCGAAGAUAGAAAAAACAAAGCUAUUGCUACAAUGGCAAAAAAAGAGAGAAAAGUAGAGGAGAUUAACACAUUAUUGGCCGAGGAUAUUAUACCCAAACUAGACCGCCUUCGAGCAGAAAAGCGAGUUUAUCUAGACUUUCAAAAGACAGAGGCUGAGAUGGAACGAUUGAAUCGGCUAGUCAUAUCCUACGAAUAUAAGAAACAUGAUGACAGAUUGAAUCGGACCGGAGAUAAUGAAGCCAGGAUUCAACAGCUAAUCGAUCUUAAGAAAACAGUCAAAGCAUUAGAAGACGAAUUAAACAACAUUGACACAGAUCGAAAGGCUGUUUCUGCCAAAAUGAGCAAAAAUUCCUCACACAGUAGUAAAAUCAAAGAAUUAGAGCAGAGAAUCAAAGAGUAUUCAACUCAGGCUGUCAGAUUGAAUACGAAGAAAGGCUUACUAGAAACUUCAACGGCCGAUGAGCAGAAGUCAUUGUCUUUGUUAUCAGGGCAAAAAGGAGAGUUGGAACAGAAUCUCCGUGACAAAAGAAGCUCAUAUGAAAGAGUUUAUAAAGAGUAUGAGCAAUUUAAAAAAGAAAAUGAUGAGAAAACGGCCCAGAUGAAGAGCAUGGACGAACUAAUUCAAACACUAACAACGGGUAUAUCCGCUGAAGAAGGUCAAGAAAACGGCUACAUGGAACAAUUACAGCAAUUCAAAAAUGCGGCUAAUAAAGCCUCCACAGCUGAAGAGCAAGCAACAUUAAAGAUAAAGCACUUGAGCAAAGAACUUAAAGAAAAGGAGCCACAGGCAGCUAGAGCACUAAAAGAAAGCAAUGAUUCUGUAGUUAUAUUAGACAAUAAAAAAGCUGAAAUAGUAGAAUUGCAAAAGCAACUAGACGCGUUGAAUUGGAAUCCUAAAAUCGAGAAAGAACUAUUACGCAGGAAACGGGAAGAGCAGGACAUUAUCAAUGAUCUAUACGAUAAAAGAGAAGAUUUAUCCAGACAACUUUCUAACCUCGAAUUCGAGUAUUCUGAUCCUACACCUAAUUUUGAUCGUUCGCAGGUAAAGGGUGUAGUUGCUGAACUUAUCACAUUAGACAAACAGAAUUAUGAUGCCUCAACAGCUUUGGAAAUCUGUGCUGGCGGUAGACUCUAUAAUGUUGUAGUAGAGGAUGAAAAAGUGGGCGCACAACUCUUAGACAAUGGUAGAUUGAGGCGUCGAUGGACUUUGAUCCCUUUGAAUAAAAUUCAAGGGCAAAAAAUACCCGAUGAAGUCUUGGCCAAAGCUGAGCAGAUCGCUCCUGGAAAGGUCAGUUUAGCUCUAAGUUUGUUAGGCUACGAUGAUGAAGUUUAUAGAGCUAUGGAGUGGAUUUUUGGCACUACCUUCAUUUGUAAGGAUGCGCAAGCUGCUAAGGAUGUUACGUUCAAUAAGAAUAUCCGUAUGAAGUCCGUCACAUUAGAUGGUGAUAUCUAUGAUCCUUCAGGCACCCUAUCGGGUGGGUCUAAACCUAAUUCUGCUGGUAUUUUGUUGAAAGUACAAGAAUUAAACGAGGUCAGCAAUGAAAUAAAACGACACACUAAGAUAGUGGAAAGUUUGGAGGAAGAACUGCAAUCUUCGCAGAAACUUAUUUCACAAUACAACCAAAUUAAACAACGUUUGGACCUUCAGUCUCAUGAACUUAAAUUGUUGCAACAACGUAUGGAUAAUAGUACUUAUUCACAGCUAGCAGCUCGUGUUGAAGCCUUGAAGAAGCAAAUAAACCAACAGGAAGAGAUCAAACAACAAUCCAAAUUAGAAAAGGAACAAGCGCUAAGGGAUUGUGAAAGAAUCGAGAGGGAGAUGACCGAUUUCAAUAACAAUAAAGAUACGAAAUUAGAUGAAAUGAAUCAUCGAGUUGAAAAGCUGAAGUCGCAGUUAAAGAAGAGUGCAACAAAACUAAAGGACAUGCAACGUACAGUGCAAACCUUUGAACUUGAGAUAGAGCAAUCGGAAGCUGAUAUACGAGCAUGUGAAGAAGAAAUAGAGAAAAGCCGAACUACUGUUGCAGAAUACAAAACAGCAAUAUUGAAUGCAACCAGUGAGAUUGACGCUCUUAAUAAGUCUUUGGAAGAGGCUAAAGAAGAACUUGAAAACGAAAGUAGAAUUCUUAAUGCACACAAUGAAGAAUUUAAAGAAUUAUGCGAUGCCUAUGACCGUAAAUCGGCCGAAGUAGUCGAGCUCAACUUACAACUGCAAAAAAUUAGUCAUGAAAUUGAACGUAUUCAGAAAGAAAGGCAGCAGUCUGAACAAAUGAUAAGAGAAAUGGAAAAACAAUACGACUGGAUUCUGGAUGAGAAACAAUACUUCGGUGAACCUGGCUCUCCCUACGACUAUACCCAUAUUACAAUGGCCGACGUUCGCAAACAACUUCAGCAGUUGACCGCAAAUCAUGACUCUUUACGUAAAAAGAUCAAUGUCCGUGUUAUGAAUAUGAUUGAUAAUGUUGAGAAAAAGGAGGCUUCGUUGAAAGAAAUGCUGGCCACUGUUCAAAAGGAUAAACAGAAGAUUGAGGAAACUAUUAGAACAUUAGAUAACUACAAGAUGGAAGCUUUGGAAAAAACUUAUCGUAAGGUGAACAAGGAUUUCGCUGAAAUUUUUGGUGACCUUUUAGCAGGAAAUACAUGCAAAUUACAAGCACCUGAAGGUAAAUCCGUAUCAGAAGGCUUAGAGGUAAAGGUAUGUCUUGGUGGCGUAUGGAAACAAAGUUUGACAGAAUUAAGUGGUGGUCAAAGAUCUCUUAUUGCUCUAUCUCUGAUCUUAUCAUUGCUUCAAUUUAAACCGGCACCCAUGUAUAUUUUGGAUGAAGUUGAUGCAGCCCUUGACUUGUCACAUACUCAAAACAUUGGCUCCCUAUUACGUACAAGAUUUAAGGGCUCUCAAUUCUUGGUUGUUUCGCUAAAAGAUGGCAUGUUCAACAACGCAAAUGUGCUGUUUAAGACUCGUUUUAAGGAUGGCACGUCAGUAGUUGAGCGAACAACACCUUAUCGAAAAGAUCAAGAUAACUCAGGGCGCAAACGUGGACGAAAUGAAAAAGAUAAUAGACGUAGAUAA